This is a messenger RNA of Leptinotarsa decemlineata (Colorado potato beetle), 664 nucleotides long. RefSeq names its product Charged multivesicular body protein 2b (gene CHMP2B). NCBI's taxonomy places the organism in Eukaryota, Metazoa, Arthropoda, Insecta, Coleoptera, Chrysomelidae. Gene Ontology annotation, biological process: vacuolar transport. The record is from RefSeq and is a predicted model, not a curated record.
GAACUAGAAAUAAAAAAAUUGGCAAAAGAGGGAAAUAGGGAAGGAUGUAAGUUAUUAGCCAAACAGUUAGUUCAGAUGCGCAAACAGAAGCAACGUACCUAUGUAGCUAACAGCAAAGUACAGGGAAUUGCAUUUCAAAAUAAAGCUAUGGGAGCGAACGUUAAACUCGCAGAAGCUAUGGGAACAGCUGGUAGGACAAUGUCAGAUAUGAACAAGAUUAUGAAACCUGAAGAUAUAGCUGCCACAGUCAAUGCCUUUUCUAGGGAAAAUAUGAAAAUGGAAAUGACAGAUGAGAUGAUAAAUGAUACAUUAGAUGAUAUGCUAACCGAAUCAGGGGAUGAGGAAGAAAGUGAUCACAUCAUCACAAAAGUGUUGGACGAAAUCGGUAUUGAAAUGAGUGGUGCAAUUGCUGGUGCACCUAUGCCUGAAUCUAGUAGGGUAGGAGAACAUUCUAAAACAAAGGGAAUGAGCGACGAUGAUAUUGAGGCUCAAUUAGCAAAGCUGAGAAGUUGAGCGAGGUUGAUUCAAGAUUGAUGGUAUGAGGAAGCACUAUUGGAUUGAAUUAUUAUUAUAAUCAAGAUAUAUCUAAUUUGUUAUUAUAUAUAACCUUUGGUAAUUAACAUUCAGAUAACUACAGUUUUAUUUAAAUAAUUAUUUAAAGAAA